Messenger RNA from Brienomyrus brachyistius, 1429 nucleotides. RefSeq names its product proteinase-activated receptor 4-like. Gene Ontology annotation, molecular function: thrombin-activated receptor activity. NCBI's taxonomy places the organism in Eukaryota, Metazoa, Chordata, Actinopteri, Osteoglossiformes, Mormyridae. Gene Ontology annotation, biological process: phospholipase C-activating G protein-coupled receptor signaling pathway; thrombin-activated receptor signaling pathway; positive regulation of Rho protein signal transduction. The coding region runs from base 215 to 1429 and encodes 404 amino acids. The transcript is spliced from 2 exons. Gene Ontology annotation, cellular component: membrane. The record is from RefSeq and is a predicted model, not a curated record.
AAUACUGAAGUGCGUGACUUUUUUUAGCUAAUGUAGUUAAGGGUGUGUAUAUGAUUGUAUUAGAAACUGGAAAGCAGGGGGUUCCUGGAAAGAGGAAAGCCCAUAAGCUCUGUAUAGAGGGGGAGGCUAGACUGUCUCACAUCCUGUCCCCUUGGAGCAGACACAGGCAGAACCCAAACGUAACAGAACACUACAAAGAGAGGUUCCUGAUUCCAUGGCCCGACCUCCCGCGACUCGAGCCCUGCAGCUGCUGCUGGCACUCAGCUGGAUUUUACGAGGUCAGAGCAACCUGACCAGCCUCCCCUUCCUCCAGAUGACCAAGAACCCAUUAAAUUCGAUUGAGAAUCAGGAACUGGUCACAACAGGUGAUUUUUUGAUAAAGCCUCAGACAGUCAUCACAAAGUCACUGGACAACCAGAUGAGCUGGAUUUUAACUCUUUCAGAAAAAUGCAAGCUGGAGCUACAAAGCCCCCUCAUUGUGAUUGUGGUGCCCGUCCUUUACUCGGUUGCAUUCCUUGUCGGACUCCCAGUGAACAUUCUGGCCCUGUGGGUGUUGAUCUUCCACACGGAGAAGAUCCCAUCCACCAUCCUCCUCAUCAAUUUGACAGUGCUGGAUGUGCUCCUCCUUCUGAUGUUGCCCUUCCGCAUCAUUUACUACUUUGCUGGCAAUGACUGGUUCUUCGGUGAGCCAAUGUGCCGACUGGUCAUGGCUCUGCUCUAUGGUAGCAUGUGUGGUUCAGUACUCACCUUGGCAUUAAUCAGCAUAGACCGGUAUACAGCUCUGGUGCACCCCUAUAGUGCUCUAACCCUGCGCAGCCAUUGCACCUCCCUGGCCAUGAGUGUGUCCGUUUGGGUGGUGGUUCUGUUGUCUAUGCUGCUCGUGUUACCCUUUCGCCAGUCCUACCAGCUGACCAACCUUCCCAUUAUCACCUGUUAUGAUGUCCAGUCUGAUUUUAUUAUGACUUUACUUUUCCCCUACUACAUCAGCUUUUACUGUAUUUGCUUCUUGCUCCCUCUGCUUGUAAUUGUGUUCUGCCACGGCGCCAUACUAAAGACCCUUCUGGCCAGAGGGCAAAGCUACUCCCACGCUGCCUGCCUCACUGCACUGAUAUUGCUAGGUGUCCUUGCAUGUUUCCUCCCUGGCCACAUCCUCCUGCUCCUGCUGCUUACAGAUCAAAUGGACAACCUCUAUGUGCCUUAUAUAGUCAGCCUGGCCGUCAGCUACUUUAGCCCCUGCAUUGAUCCCUUUAUCUACAACUAUGUGUCUGAUGACUUCAGGGGCAAAGUUCUCAGAGUGCUCUGCUGCUGCCAUGCCCGGCAACAAGUAUCCCCCAAUAACUGUGACAUACAUUUGUCAAGCAGCAGCCAAUCCAGGAGCACUUUGCUGUCUAAGUUUUUGGGGCAGAUGAAAAUGUGCCAGGAUUUGUGA